This is a messenger RNA of Octopus bimaculoides (California two-spot octopus), 2430 nucleotides long. RefSeq names its product exosome complex component RRP4. Gene Ontology annotation, cellular component: cytoplasmic exosome (RNase complex); nuclear exosome (RNase complex). Gene Ontology annotation, biological process: exonucleolytic trimming to generate mature 3'-end of 5.8S rRNA from tricistronic rRNA transcript (SSU-rRNA, 5.8S rRNA, LSU-rRNA); poly(A)-dependent snoRNA 3'-end processing; nuclear-transcribed mRNA catabolic process, deadenylation-dependent decay. NCBI's taxonomy places the organism in Eukaryota, Metazoa, Mollusca, Cephalopoda, Octopoda, Octopodidae. The record is from RefSeq and is a predicted model, not a curated record. Gene Ontology annotation, molecular function: RNA binding.
UCCCGAGUCAAAUGUUACCAGUUCAACAUGGCUGACAUCCGACUCGCGAGUUCAUCUGUUCGGACAAAAAACAAGUUUCAGCCUUCAGUAGAGAACUUGGUUACUCCAGGAGAUGUUAUUACAUCAGACACAUGUUUCAUGAGAGGACAUGGCACCUACACAGCGGAUGACCGACUUCAUGCUUCAGUGGCUGGUGUUGUAGAGAGAGUGAAUAAGUUGAUCUGUGUACGUCCUUUGAAAACGAGGUAUAAUGGUGAAGUUGGAGAUGUUGUUGUUGGUCGAAUCAUUGAAGUAGGUCAACGGCGAUGGAAAGUGGAUACGCAUUCCAAAUUGGAUUCUAUUUUGAUGCUGUCUUCUGUAAAUUUACCUGGAGGAGAAUUGAGACGAAGGUCAGAAGAAGAUGAGAAGAUGAUGCGACAUUACUUAAAAGAGAAUGAUCUCAUCAGUGCUGAAGUACAUUCAGUGUUCUCUGAUGGGUCCUUGUCUUUACAUACUCGCAGUCUCAAGUAUGGCAAGCUGAGUCAAGGUUCAUUAGUGACUGUAUCCCCAUCAUUGGUGAAGCGCCGAAAGACUCAUUUCCAUAAUUUACCAUGUGGUGUACACAUUAUUCUUGGAAACAAUGGUUACAUCUGGAUAGCCCCAAUCUCUCCGGAGGAGGAUGAAGAGUCUGGUGGAGGUUAUGAACAAAAUCUGUCUCCAGUUUCCUGUGGUGACCGAGAGGUGAUUGCUCGCAUGAGGAACUGUAUCCUGGCUCUCAGCCAUCACAAGAUGAUGUUGUUUGAUACCAGCAUAUUGUAUACCUAUGACAAUUCCCUGAAAUUCUCAUGUAAAGACAUCUUGAAACCAGAAAUAAUGAAUGAGAUUGUUGAGAUGACACGGUUAAGGCUUGAACAAGAAACUCUUUGAUUAGCAGAAUAUCACCUAUCGUUCAGGCCAUCGAUCUACAAUCUUCAUUGAUCUUACUGGAGGCUGCUUCAAAAGCAAUGGUGAAGAACAUGACUAUUCCUUUGAUUUCCACUUUCUGGCCAUGGGUUUGCUUGUUCCAGCUGCUCAACAAUCACAAUCAGAUUUUCACCCAAUACUUUCAACUCCUAUUUAGUUGUGUUCUUUUUUUUUUUUAAUUUAUAUUUAGUUCUUCUAUCUACAUGUUACCUACCAUGUCAUCUCUGUCUGCUCCAUCCUUCAUAUAUACAGUUGACAAAUUAUGUCUGGUGACCUUCAGCAGCAGUCAAUAUCAUCAUCACAUUCAUAAAGUUUCCUUAAUUUCUCUUGUGUCAUCUCAUCUUUUAUCUCAAAAUCCUCCUCUCAUACCACUACCACCAUUACCAUCACUGCCAUUACAGUCACCAUUACAAGCUUAGCAAUCAUUUUCAUCUUUCUCUUUACACUGCUGUCUAUCUGAGAUAGUAGCUUAGUCAGAGGUCAGUAGUGUGGAUUAUCUCAACUCUAAACAUUCUGUUUCAUGGGUGAACAUACGCAUGGUCACUCUACCUACUAGAAAUAGCAGCAAAUCUCUCAAGUCUUACAAAAAGGACAUUUUGAAUAAUAUGAGUGGUUGGCGUUAGGAAGGGCAUCCAGCUGUAGAAACUCUGCCAAAUCAGAUUGGAGCCUGGUGUAGCCUUCGGGUUCCACCAGUCCUCAGUCAAAUCGUCCAACCCAUGCUAGCAUGGAAAGCAGACGUUAAACGAUGAUGAUGAUGAUGAUGAUGAUCCUAGCUGUAUCUGGGGAAAUAAAAGACUUGAAUUAUCAUGGUUGGAAUGCUUUUUGCUUGAGACUGACCUGGGGAUAAACAACAUCAACGAUAACAUCUUGUUUUAUAUCAGAAUAUAUUGUCUCUUCCUUAAUAAGAGUGACCCCAGAGAUCUCAGUUCCAUAAUGUAGUAUUGUUAUUGUCAUAUAAAGUAAGACUUGUUCCGUAUAAAAACUUACCUCAACUAAUUGAACCAAGGAGGUUGGUAUCUCUUCAGCAGACUGACACCAUAGACAAAGAAAUUCAGUCUCAAAUAGUCCCUGACAGCUCUGACUGCAAGGGAGUCAUUCAAAUGGCAGGGAGAGGUGUAUGUCUCUGGCUGAUGCUUGAAUAAUACUUGGUCUAAAUUUUAUCUUGUGAUCUUGGGAGGUCAUCAAAAAUGGCAAAAAAUAAAUAUAUAUAAAUAAAACAAAUGAUCUGGUGGAAGGGUUAAGAAAUUCCAUUUCAAUUAAUUCUCAUAAUCAGACAUUCCUCAUCAUCUCUUAUAGACAUAGAGGAAAACACGCACACACAAACACAAACAGAACCAAGGAACUUAAUGACAUUAAAGAAAUCUGGUACCACAAACAUUCUGUCCAAUGUAGAAUUUAAAACAAAAUGCAGUUAUUUGAUGUUAUUAAUUAAUUUUUUUUUUCAUUUAAACAUUGUAUUGUUUUUUUUACAUACAGUUUCAAAAAAGA